AUGGGGCUAAGAGGGGCCAGCCUCUUCCUACUCUGGCUGGCACUUUGCUGCGCCAACGAAAUAAGAACAGGAAGGACAAGAAACCAUGGCCACUCUGUCUGCAGCACCUGGGGGAACAACCACUUCAAAACCUUUGAUGGAGAUGUCUACCAGUUCCCUGGCCUUUGCGAGUAUAAUUUUGCCUCUGACUGCCAAGGGUCUUACAAGGAGUUCUCUGUCCACAUUCAGCGUGCUCUGAACAGCAACAACCACCCUCAGAUCCAGUACAUCCUGCUGACAGUCAAGGACUUCACAGUCUACCUCAGACCAAAAGUGGCUGUGGUGGAUGGGAAGAUUGUGAAGACACCUUACUACAGCUCUGGUUUGUUCAUUGAGAGCAGUGACAUCUACACCAAGGUGUAUGCCAAAUUUGGCCUGAGCCUGAUUUGGAACCAGGAAGAUGCGCUGAUGGUGGAGCUGGACAGCAAAUUUGCUAACCGUACCUGUGGUCUCUGCGGGGAUUACAAUGGAAUUCCCAUCUACAAUGAGUUUAUCAAUGGAGAUGCCAGCUACAAUUCAAUCACAUAUGGAAAUUUGCAGAAGAUCCACAAACCCAAUGCCAAAUGUGAGGAUCCUGAUGAAACUCGAGCCCUUCCAAGCUGUAACGAGCAUCGCGAUGAGUGCGUGAGGCUGCUGACCUCCUCCGCCUUUGCUGACUGCCGGUUGCGCCUCAACCUGGAGAUGUACAUCCAAGCCUGCAUGCAGGACAAGUGUGCCUGCAAGGGAGAAGAGGACUCCUUCUGCCUCUGCAGCACCAUCUCUGAGUACUCCCGCCAGUGUUCGCACGCCGGUGGCCGGCCGGGAGAGUGGAGGACGCAGAACUUCUGCCCCAAGACCUGUCCAAAGAACAUGGUCUACAGAGAAAGCAGCUCCCCCUGCAUGGAUACUUGCUCACACUCAGAAGUCAGCAGCCUUUGUGAGGAGCACUACAUGGAUGGAUGUUUCUGCCCUGAAGGAACUGUGUACGAUGACAUCACUGAUGGAGGCUGCAUAGCACGCAGCCAAUGCUCCUGCAAGCUCCAUGGGAAGCAGUAUGCACCUGGGCAAAACAUUACCAAUGAGUGUGAAGAAUGCACCUGCAAUUCAGGCAGAUGGACAUGCAAAGACUUGCCCUGCCCAGGCAAAUGCUCAGUGGAAGGAGGUUCCCAUAUCACCACCUUUGAUGGGAAGAAGUACACCUUCCAUGGAGACUGCUACUACGUGUUGGCCAAGGGUACUGCAAAUGAGAGCCACGCACUCCUGGCAGAGCUGGCUCCCUGCGGCUCCACAGACAAGCAGAGCUGUUUGAAGACUGUUGUGCUGUUGGCUGAUCACAAAAAAAAUGUGGUGGUUUUCAGACCCGAUGGCAGCGUGUUACUGAAUGACAUGACAGUGAAUGUGCCUCAUGUGUCAGCCAGCUUCUCCGUUUUCAAGCCAUCUUCCUACUACCUCAUUGUCCAGACUGCUGUUGGGCUUCAGCUGCAGAUUCAGCUGUCUCCAGUCAUGCAGCUCUUUGUGACUGUGGAUCAGUCAGUUCAAGGGAAAGUCCAAGGUCUCUGUGGAAACUUCAACGGAAUGGAAGGUGAUGACUUCAAAACAAGCAGUGGGCUGGUAGAAGCUACAGGCUCUGCCUUUGCUAACACAUGGAAAGCUCAAUCCAUCUGUGCAGACCAGGCAGAAAAGCUGGAAGACCCUUGCAGCCUCAGCAUUGAAAGUGCAAAUUAUGCUGAGCAUUGGUGUUCUUUACUGAAAGACCCAGAAGGUCCUUUUGCAAGGUGCCACGAAGCUGUUGACCCUUCUGAAUACUACAAGAAAUGCAAGUAUGACACCUGCCUCUGUGAAGACAGUGAAGAGUGCUUGUGUGGUGCCCUGUCCUCUUACUCCAGAGCCUGUGCUUUCAAAGGCAUCAUACUGGGAGGCUGGAGAGACACUGUCUGCACUCGUGAAGUCUCUGCCUGCCCAGGAAACCAAAUCUUCCUCUACAACCUGACGCUGUGCCAGCAGACCUGCCGCUCCCUGGCCGACGGAGAAAAGCAUUGCCCGCAAGACUUCGCUCCUGUGGACGGCUGCGGCUGCCCCUACGGUACCUACUUGGACAACCAUGAUAGCUGUGUGCCUGUCUCCAAGUGCCCAUGCUACUACAAGGGAACGUACCUGGAACCAGGGCAGUAUGUCACAAAGGAUGGAGAGCGCUGUGUGUGCCGAAAUGCAAGGGUCCAGUGCACUUCAGUGAAACUAAGAACCAAAAGUCUAACAGAGUGUUCUUCUAAGAAGCUGUACUUUGACUGCAGUGCAUCAAACUGGACUUCCCAAACACCUGUACAGCUGAGCUGCCAUACUCCUCAAACUGAGCAUUUCCAGGCAGAGUGUGUCUCAGGCUGUGUGUGCCCUCAAGGUCUGUAUGAUGAUGGGAGAGGAGGCUGUGUGGAGCACAAGGACUGCCCAUGCAUUCACAACAACCAGUGGUAUUCUUCUGGACAGAAGAUAAAAGUGGACUGCAACACCUGCACCUGCCAAAAAGGAGUUUGGACCUGCUCUGAAAAUUCAUGCUUCGGGACUUGUAUGAUCUAUGGAAGUGGGCAUUACAUCACCUUUGAUGGGAAAUUCUAUGACUUUGAUGGCAGCUGUGAAUAUGUGGCUACUCAGGAUUUUUGUGGUGACAGAAAGUCCAGCGGCUCCUUCAGCAUCAUCACUGAGAAUGUGCCUUGUGGAACUACAGGAGUCACCUGCUCAAAGGCUAUUAAGAUAUUUCUUGGGAAAACUGAGCUGAAAUUGGAGAACAAGGAUUACAAGGAAAUUCAGCGCGACGUUGGGGACGACGUGCGCUAUUGGAACAGGACUGUCGGCCUCUACCUCGUUAUUGAAGCCAGCAAUGGUGUGAUGCUUAUCUGGGAUAAGAAGACCACUGUUUUCAUCAAGCUGACCCCUGAUUUCAAGGGCCAAGUGUGUGGUCUGUGUGGCAACUUUGAUGGCAAAUCAAACAACGACUUUACAACAAGGAGUGGACUGCAGGAGACCAAUGCUUUGAAAUUUGGGAAUUCCUGGAAGCAGUCUUCAAUGUGCCCAGAUGCCACAUAUGAGAUUAAGCCCUGUGACCUGAAGCCCCAUCGGAAGUCCUGGGCAGAGAAAGAAUGCAGCAUCAUCCAGAGUAAAAUCUUCAAAAUCUGUCACUCCAAGGUGGACCCAAAACCUUUCUAUGAGGCUUGUGUUCAUGAUGCCUGCUCUUGCGACAGCGGUGGAGAUUGUGAGUGCUUCUGUUCUGCAGUUGCUGCAUAUGCUCAAGAGUGUACCAAGGCUGAGGCUUGUGUCUUCUGGAGAACUCCUGAUAUAUGCCCAAUAUUCUGUGACUACUACAACCCUCGUGAUAUGUGUGAAUGGCACUAUGAGCCUUGUGGCAAAGAGAUCAUGACCUGCAGGGUGAUUAAUAAUGUCAGCACCAACUUCACAGUGCCAUACCUGGAAGGUUGCUACCCCAGGUGCCCUCCAGAGAAGCCUGUGUAUAAUGAAGAGACAAAGGAGUGUGUCAAGGCAGAUGAAUGUGGCUGUUACAUCAAUGGAACUUACAUCCCUGUUGGGAAUGAGACAACCACAGAAGAGAAUUGCACAAAAUGUGUCUGCAGCCCCUCAGGAUCAAUCGAGUGCACACCAAUCCCAGGCUGUCCUUGUGUUGUCAAUGGAACAAGAUACGAAGUGGGCGAAGUUGUGGCCAACGUACAGAAUGGUGAAAUAUGCACCAUAUACAUCUGUGCAGAGAAUGGCUCUGUGGUUAUUGGAAAUACUUAUCCUUGUCCAACAUCCUCCCCGACCACCACUUCCACCCCUACUCCUAGCACCACUCCUACCACCACAGUUACAACUACAAGACCUCCAAUCACUUCAACUCCAUGCUUUGAGUUAGUCUGUGACUGGACCCAGUGGUUCGAUGCUAGCAAUCCAGAAGUGGAUGGCGGUGACUACGAAACCUACGAGGCCAUAAGGAAGAAAUAUGGAGACAAAAUCUGUAAAGCUCCUGAGAAAAUUGAGUGCAGGGCUAAAGAUAUGCCUGAUGUGAGCAUAGAGGAACUUGGCCAGAAAGUAGAGUGCAACGUGUCUUACGGACUGAUCUGUAACAACAAGGAUCAAGAUGUGACUAUGUGGGAACUCUGCUACAAUUAUGAAAUCAGGGUAAACUGCUGCAAGGAGCGAGAAACCUCUUGUGAGACCAAACCAACUUCAACACCAACUACAACCACUUCCAGCACAACAGUACCCACCCCCUCUACAACCAGGCGCACCACCACCACAACGCUUCCUCCCAGCACCACCACCACCACGCCGUCUCCUCCCAGCACCACCACCACCACGCCGUCUCCUCCCAGCACCACCACCACGCCGUCUCCUCCCAGCACCACCACCACCACGCCGUCUCCUCCCAGCACCACCACCACCCACCACCACCACCACAGUGCCUCCUCCCAGCAGCACCACCACCGGCACCCCUAUAGCUGCCGCUGGACCGACUGGAUUGAUGUGAGUUACCCAGCUCCUGACAGAGACAGUGGUGACUACGAAACCUUUGAAAACAUUGAAAACAAAAUCCCCUCCUGGGAGUGUGCCAAAGUGGAGAACAUUUCCUGCAGAGCAACAAAAUUCCCUAUCACUCCCAUUGAAAACUUAGGGCAGAAGGUGGAAUGCAGUGUGCAGCACGGCCUGAUCUGUAACAACAAGGACCAGACGCUGGGAGGGAUAAUUCCAAUGCCUGUCUGCCUCAACUACGAGAUCAGUGUCUGCUGCACCCCUAACAUCCCAGAGUGUAUUCCAGGACCUAGCAGCACCCCAGUCACAACCACCACCACUACAACCACCACCACCACCACCACCACGCCGUCUCCUCCCAGCACCACCACCACCACGCCGCCUCCUCCCAGCACCACCACCACCACGCCGUCUCCUCCCAGCACCACCACCACGACUCUUCCUCCCAGCACCACCACCACCACGCCGUCUCCUCCCAGCACCACCACCACCACGCCGUCUCCUCCCAGCACCACCACCACCACGCCGUCUCCUCCCAGCACCACCCCUCCCAGCACCACCACCACCACGCCGUCUCCCCCCAGCACCACCACAACGCUUCCUCCCAGCACCACCACCACGCCGUCUCCCCCCAGCACCACCACCACCACGCCGUCUCCCCCCAGCACCACCACCACCACGCCGUCUCCCCCCAGCACCACCACGACGCUUCCUCCCAGCACCACCACCACCACGUCUCCUCCCAGCACCACCACCACAACGCUUCCUCCCAGCACCACCACCACGCCGUCUCCUCCCAGCACCACCACCACGACUCUUCCUCCCAGCACCACCACCACGACGUCUCCUCCUAACUGUAGCUGCCGCUGGACCGACUGGAUUGAUGUGAGUUACCCAGCUCCUGACAGAGACAGUGGUGACUACGAAACCUUUGAAAACAUUGAAAACAAAAUCCCCUCCUGGGAGUGUGCCAAAGUGGAGAACAUUUCCUGCAGAGCAACAAAAUUCCCUAUCACUCCCAUUGAAAACUUAGGGCAGAAGGUGGAAUGCAGUGUGCAGCACGGCCUGAUCUGUAACAACAAGGACCAGACCCCGGGAGGGAUAAUUCCAAUGCCUGUCUGCCUCAACUACGAGAUCAGUGUCUGCUGCACCCCUAACAUCCCAGAGUGUAUUCCAGGACCUAGCAGCACCCCAGUCACAACCACCACCACUACAACAACCACCACCACGUCGCCUCCUCCCAGCACCACCACCACGACGCUUCCUCCCAGCACCACCACGCCUCCUCCAAGCACCACCACCACCACCACGUCUCCUCCCAGCACCACCACCACCACGCCGUCUCCUCCCAGCACCACCACCACGCCGUCUCCCCCCAGCACCACCACCACCACGCCGUCUCCUCCCAGCACCACCACGCCGUCUCCUCCCAGCACCACCACCACCACGCCGUCUCCUCCCAGCACCACCACCACCACGCCGCCGCCUCCCAGCACCACCACCACCACGCCGUCUCCUCCCAGCACCACCACCACCACGCCGUCUCCUCCCAGCACCACCACCACGCCGCCUCCUCCCAGCACCACCACCACCACCACGUCUCCUCCUAGCACCACCACCACCACGCCGUCUCCUCCCAGCACCACCACCACCACGCCGUCACCUCCCAGCACCACCACCAUGCCGUCUCCUCCCAGCACCACCACCACCACGUCUCCUCCCAGCACCACCACCACAACGCUUCCUCCCAGCACCACCACCACGCCGUCUCCUCCCAGCACCACCACCACCACGCCGUCUCCUCCCAGCACCACCACCACGCCGUCUCCUCCCAGCACCACCACCACCACGGCGUCUCCUCCCAGCACCACCACCACCACGCCGUCACCUCCCAGCACCACCACCACGACUCUUCCUCCCAGCACCACCACCACAACGUCUCCUCCUAGCACCACCACCACGACGUCUCCUCCCAGCACCACCACCACCACACCGUCUCCUCCCAGCACCACCACCACCACGCCGUCUCCUCCCAGCACCACCACCACGCCGUCUCCUCCCAGCACCACCACCACCACGGCGUCUCCUCCCAGCACCACCACCACCACGCCGUCACCUCCCAGCACCACCACCACGACUCUUCCUCCCAGCACCACCACCACAACGUCUCCUCCUAGCACCACCACCACGCCGUCACCUCCCAGCACCACCACCACGACUCUUCCUCCCAGCACCACCACCACGACGUCUCCUCCUAGCACCACCACCACCACAGUGCCUCCUCCCAGCAGCACCACCACCGGCACCCCUAUAGUGUGUCCCCCAGACUGUAGCUGCCGCUGGACCGACUGGAUUGAUGUGAGUUACCCAGCUCCUGACAGAGACAGUGGUGACUACGAAACCUUUGAAAACAUUGAAAACAAAAUCCCCUCCUGGGAGUGUGCCAAAGUGGAGAACAUUUCCUGCAGAGCAACAAAAUUCCCUAUCACUCCCAUUGAAAACUUAGGGCAGAAGGUGGAAUGCAGUGUGCAGCACGGCCUGAUCUGUAACAACAAGGACCAGACGCUGGGAGGGAUAAUUCCAAUGCCUGUCUGCCUCAACUACGAGAUCAGUGUCUGCUGCACCCCUAACAUCCCAGAGUGUAUUCCAGGACCUAGCAGCACCCCAGUCACAACCACCACCACUACAACCAUCACCACCACGCCGCCUCCUCCCAGCACCACCACCACCAUCACCACCACCACGACACCUCACCCCGAACCCACCACCACGACACCUCCACCCAGCACCACCACCAGGGCUACAACAACGCCAGAGCCAACCACCUCAGAGCAAGUCACCACCUCUGGUACAACUCCAACAGUAUCUAUUACCACCACUUCAGGAACAACCUCUAGCAGCAUUGGUACAGUCACUUCUACCACCACCACCACCACCAUCUCAACUAUUACUUCUAGGCCAACCGCCACAUCAAGUGCAGUCACCAUCCCGGGAACUUCUACUCCGAGCACAGUUACUCCACACACUCCAACUACACCUUCACCACCAACCACUCCUGGAAAGAAUUGUUCUAUCUCACCCAAUGAAUCUUAUGUGCCAGGAGAGACAUGGUGGCUCUGUGAAUGCAUUAAGGCAGUGUGUAUUGAAGAUGAUAAAAUCCAAGUGGUUCCUGUGGUCUGUGAUCCACCUCCUAAGCCUACAUGUUCCAAUGGGCUUUCUCCUGUGCAAGUCAUUGAUGAGGAUGGAUGCUGCUGGCACUGGGAGUGUGACUGCUACUGCACUGGCUGGGGAGACCCCCACUACGUGACUUUUGAUGGACUGUACUACAGCUACCAAGGAAACUGUACCUAUGUCCUGGUGGAAGAGAUUAACAAGAAAGUGGACAACUUUGGUGUCUACAUUGAUAACUACCACUGUGAUGCAAGGGAUGUGGUCUCCUGUCCUCGGACCCUCAUUGUGAGGCACGAGACUCAGGAAGUGCGCAUGGCCACCGUCACACCAAACACUAUGGAAGUGGAGGUGACAGUAAACAAACAGCUAGUGGCUUUGCCUUACAAGAAAUUCGGUGUGCUCAUCUACAAGUCAGGCAUAAACAGCGUGGUGGAAAUCCCUGAACUGAAGAUGAAUGUGACCUACAAUGGCUUGUCCUUCUCCAUCAAGAUGCCCUACAGCCUGUUUGGCAACAACACUCAAGGACAGUGUGGUACCUGCAACAACAAUACUGCAGAUGACUGCAUGCUGCCAAAUGGGAUGAUUGCAGAAAACUGUGAAACCAUGGCAGAUCACUGGCAAGUUGUUGAUCCCUCCAAACCACAGUGCUCUCCAGGAUUAUCUCCUACAAAGUCACCCAGCAUAACCACGGUGCAGCCUUGCAAAGAAUCUGCCAUCUGUGAGCUGCUUCGGGGAAGUGUGUUUGAGCCAUGCCACGGUGUCGUCAACCCGGACAAGUACUACGCAGCCUGCGUGUUUGAUAGCUGUGUGCUGCCCAACUUAGACCUGGAAUGCUCAAGUCUGCAGAUCUAUGCUGCCACCUGUGCUGAUCAAAAUGUGUGCAUUGACUGGAGAAGCCACACCAAUGGUGUCUGCUGUAAGUAUUUGUGUCCCUCAGAGAAAGAAUACAGAGCAUGUGGUCCUAUUCAAGAGUCAACCUGCAAAUCAAGUCAACAAAAUGAAACUUCAACUAAGCAAGUGGAAGGCUGCUUCUGUCCCAAUGGAACUAUGCUCUAUGACUCCAGCAUGGAUGUCUGUGUCAAAACCUGCGGUUGUGUUGGAAUGGACAUGAUACCAAGAGAGUUUGGGGAAAGGUUUACAGUGGACUGUCAGGACUGUAUUUGCCUGGAAGGUGGGAAUGGCAUUGUGUGUGAGCCUCAUAGAUGUCCUCCACAAGAUCAGAGCACUUGUGAUGGAGAAGGUUUCUAUAAGGUCAUUGUGGUCAACUCUGAAGAUCCCUGCUGCCCCAUCAACUCCUGCAAAUGCAACGCAAGCCUGUGCACAUCUAAAGCUCCCAAGUGUAGUCCAGGAUUUGAAGUUCAAUCUCAUAUUCCCAGUGGCAAGUGCUGUCCUGUGUACCAGUGUGUUCCCAAGGGAGUUUGUGUACAUGGGAAUGCUGAGUUCUUGCCUAAUUCCCCAGUCUUUGUUGACAAGUGCCAGAACUGUCUCUGCACUAGCAAUGUGAACUCCAGCACUCAGCUGAACAUCAUCUCGUGUGAACACGUUCCGUGCAACACAGUUUGUCAGCCAGGCUACGAGCUUCAGGCAGUGAAAGGUGAAUGCUGUGGAAAAUGUGUGCAGACUAAGUGUGUCAUACGUACACAGAGCAACUCCAACCUCAUCCUGAGUCCUGGGGAGUUCAAAAACGAUCCUCGCAACAACUGCACCAUCUAUAGCUGUAUAAAUAUCCAGGACCAGUUCAUCUCCUCCACAUCUGAGAUCACCUGCCCAGCAUUCAAUGAGGAAAGCUGCAAACCUGGAACCAUCGCAUUCUUGCCCAACGGUUGCUGCAGGACCUGUGCACCUCUGGAUAGCCCCACGCCGUGCUCUGUCCGCCACAGGACUGACUUCCUCGUCUACAGGGGCUGCCGCUCUCUGGAGAGAGUUGUCAUGACUGAGUGUGAAGGAACAUGUGGAACCUUCUCCAUGUACUCUGUUGAGGCCAAUUCCAUGGAGCACAGCUGUUCCUGCUGCAGGGAAUCAAAGGCUACAAUGAAGGAAGUGACACUGAAAUGCCCCCACGGGCACACCAUCACACAUAAGUAUAUGUAUGUGGAGAGCUGCAGCUGUCAAGAUACUGAGUGCGAAAUCUCACAGGAGAAGCAGAACAAGGAAGAAAACGACGCUGCGAGCGCUCUGAACCGCCUCAAGAGGGCCAUCAGCUUAGCCUCAAAAUGA
Dryobates pubescens (Downy woodpecker) is the source of this 9921-nucleotide messenger RNA. It is a transcript of the gene MUC2, whose product is annotated as mucin 2, oligomeric mucus/gel-forming. Bases 1 to 9921 code for a protein of 3306 amino acids. Gene Ontology annotation, cellular component: extracellular matrix. Gene Ontology annotation, molecular function: protein binding. The record is from RefSeq and is a predicted model, not a curated record. The transcript has 56 exons. NCBI's taxonomy places the organism in Eukaryota, Metazoa, Chordata, Aves, Piciformes, Picidae.